This is a messenger RNA of Encephalitozoon romaleae SJ-2008, 1041 nucleotides long. Its product is annotated as zinc finger domain-containing protein. NCBI's taxonomy places the organism in Eukaryota, Fungi, Microsporidia, Unikaryonidae. Gene Ontology annotation, molecular function: metal ion binding; mRNA binding. The transcript has a single exon. The coding region runs from base 1 to 1041 and encodes 346 amino acids. The record is from RefSeq and is a predicted model, not a curated record.
AUGGACAUUUUUGGAGGGAAAAUGGACAAGGAUCCAUGGCCGAUAGAGACAACCAGUAUUGACACAAACGACUGUACAGAAGGCUAUCCGGACAAGUGUCAGUGUCUUUUGGCCAAAAAGGCUUCCAAGCCUAGAAAUGUUUGUACAUGUUUUAAAAGUAAUAAGAAGCUGUUCCAAGGGAAUGUCAUACCCCAUAUCUCCACACAAUCAAUCAAUAAAGAGCAAAAUCCUUUUGAAAGAAGGCUGAAAGGCCACGAUUCUAAGGUGCUUUCUAACUCUAUCCAAACACACUUCUCGUCAGCUAGAGGGUCUCAUACCAAUAAAAAAUACCAGCUUUACAAGACAGAAAUGUGUAGAAGCCAUACAGAGAUAGGCUAUUGCAAGUAUGGUGAUAAGUGCCAGUUUGCACAUAGCAAGGCUGAGCUUAGAUAUGUUCAGAGGCAUCCAAAAUACAAGACAGAGACAUGUAAGACUUUCUGGGAAGAAGGAAGCUGCCCUUAUGGAAAAAGAUGCUGUUUCAUCCAUAUUCCAAACACCGACAUAGGCAAUCUCCCGGUUCAUAACCACCAGAAAGACAACAAGAGAAGUUAUAGGGAUUAUGAACUGGUAUUGGGAGAGAUAGAUGAACACUCGGACGAUAGGCUUAUUUGCAGUAAAAUUGAUGGGCCCGUCCUACUAGUGGAGAAAGACCUUAACCAGACCGAUGAAGAGGUGGGAAGGAACGCGGGAGAAAGGUUUGAUAAGUCUCGGAAUGUAUUCUCUGGUGAAAUUCAUAUCUUUAAUCAUUCUUUCUAUAAAUCUUCCAGGCAAUCCUUUGAACCUAUUAUUGAGGACGAGUUUAAUGGGGAGGUCAUGCUUCGAAGGCCUUUCUGGGAAUCCAACUAUUCCAAAAUAUGGUUGGAUUCGGAGGCAUCACUGUUCUACUUGGAAGGCCCUUGUAGAAAGCAAUCCAGGGGUGGGGUCUUUGCGCCCGGAGGAUAUGUAUAUAAGCCUUUCAACAAAAAGGUAUCUGAUUUUGUACUUGGAUACUUAGGAAUGUAA